AUGUCAUCAGACGAGAACGAAGAUUUUGAACCUCUUGUUGUUCUUCAAUUUUCAUCGUCAACACCACGUGCAACAAAAGAAUGGGUUAUCCAACGAUUAACCGCAAGUCAUAACGAUGAUCAAGGUGCAGGUUUACUUGCUCGUUAUGACACUAGUCCAGAAAGUGAUAAUAAUAUAAUUCUAAUUGGUGCUACUUUAAGCCGUUUAUUAAUUGGGGCAGAAGAAUUACGUAUUAAAAAAAAAUAUAAAAAUAAAGGCUUAACUGAAUUUCUUAUUUCGGAUAUUGAUCGUUUUGAGGGUUCAGAAAACCCCGAAAAUCUAUUGCUUAAAUCAGAAAAGCAACGAAUAAUUUGGGAAGAAAUACAAAAUUUACAUUCGAUGAUACAUGAACAUACUGUACCAGGUGUACCAACUAAGUCAAUUUCACCUAAAAAUGAUACUAUUCUUGAUAUUCUUCGUGAUCUUGAUUUUAUUGCUAAUAUUUUCCCAUUACAUGAUAAAGAAGAAAUUAAAUUAAUUGAACAUGAUUGGUUUAAAUCAAUGCGUUCAAUAUUUCAACCACAAGAUAUUCAUAAAAUUCGAAAUUAUUUUGGUGAAAACGUAGCUUUUUAUUUUGCAUUUGUGGAAUUUUAUACAUAUGCACUUAUGCCAACAGCUGUUUUGGAUUUCUUUAAAUAUUCAUCACUAUGUAUUUUUAAUGUUAUUUGGUGGACAAUAGUUAUGGAACUAUGGAAAAAUUAUACAAAUAAAUUAGCUUAUCAAUGGGGUACAUUAGAUAUAGAAAUAUUUGAACGACCUCGUUCACUUUAUUAUGGAGAUCCACAACUUUCUCCAAUUACAAAUCAAGAAGAACCGCAUUAUCCAUCAUGGAAACAUAUAUUAAAAAAAUAUUUAAUUAGUUAUCCAUUAAUGAUUGUAUGUUUAGCUUUAUCAUUAGCAAUGUAUUUUACUUAUUGUGACAUACAAAAAUCAACAGACGAAAAAUAUCCAUUCGAUGGUUCAUUAUUAUUUAUUCAUGCAAAAUCAAUUCGAAUGGCUCCAUCACUUGGCUAUUCAUUGUUGAUUGGGCCAGUUAAUUUAGCGUAUAAAAGAUUAGCAACAUUUUUAACAGAUAUUGAAAAUCAUCGUCUUCAAUCAUCCUAUGAAAAUAAUUUAACAGCGAAAUUAUUCAUCUUUUUUUUUAUAAAUUGUUUUAUUGGUUUAUUUUAUCAAUCAUUUUUUAAUGCUAACUUUGAAAAUGUCACACAAUUACUAACAUCAAUGGUUAUUGUUAAUGCUAUUCUAUUGAAGGUUACUGAACAAAUUGUUCCAUAUUUAUUGAAGCGUCAGAAAAAGAAACAAUUAGUUGAACAUCGAACAGCUGCUGAUGCUCAUGUUAGCUAUGCUGUUAAACAGUUAAAAACAUCAGUACCAUUUCAAGGAACAUAUGGAGAUUAUUUGACUAUAUUUGAACAAUAUGGUUAUGUAGCUUUAUUUUCAGCAGUAUUUCCUUGGGUAACAAUUUGUGCAUUAGUAAAUAAUCUAUUUGAACUUCGUGCUGAUGCUUUUAAAUAUUGUCAUGUUUAUCAACGUCCAUUUGCUCAACCAAGUUGGAACAUUGGCAGUUGGCAUUAUGCUUUCGAUAUAUUAAGUUCAAUAGCAAUUGUUACUAAUACAGCAUUAAUUGCAAUGCAACCAUCAGUUCGUGAAUAUUUUUCAUCAUAUACUGAUGUAGAAUAUAUAUUAAUUUUUGUUGCUGCUGAACAUAUACUUUUGGCAAUAAAAUUUGCUAUUGAUUUUGCCAUACCGGAUGUACCGUAUGAAGUUCAAAUUGAAAGAGUUAAAAGUCUCUAUGAAUCAAAUCAAGCUUUGAGACGCCAACGUGCAAAUAAAGCAUUACAAGCUCAAACAUCAAUAACCAAAUUUUAA
Molecule: messenger RNA, 1908 nt
Organism: Rotaria sp. Silwood2
Lineage: Eukaryota; Metazoa; Rotifera; Eurotatoria; Philodinida; Philodinidae
Source: the annotation of a GenBank genome assembly